This is a messenger RNA of Phialemonium atrogriseum, 1458 nucleotides long. RefSeq lists its product as uncharacterized. The record is from RefSeq and is a predicted model, not a curated record. The transcript has 3 exons. NCBI's taxonomy places the organism in Eukaryota, Fungi, Ascomycota, Sordariomycetes, Cephalothecales, Cephalothecaceae. The coding region runs from base 1 to 1458 and encodes 485 amino acids. Gene Ontology annotation, molecular function: zinc ion binding.
AUGACGUCCCGCCCAGCCAGCGACGGCCCGGUUUUGGGGGAUAUCCCACCGCCGGCUAAGCGGCCUCGCAGGGCGAAAGCGAGGCGUGAAGAGGUCGUCAAGCCUAAAAUCUGUUGCGUCUGCAUGGACAAGCUACCGGACGAAAAACCGCUGGCAUACCAGUGCCAUGGUUGCUACUUUGGCACCUACUGCGCCGGGUGUUUGGCGACGCUCUUCCUUAGGGCCACCCACGACGAGAGUGAAAUGCCCGUUAACUGUGGCUGCCGUCGUCAAAUCUCCGUGGAUGCCGUUAAAGACACCUUGUCCACUGAGCAGAUAGAGGAGUUCAAGAGAAAGCUGGAAGAGUGGGCGACCGGCGACCGACUCUACUGCCCGAAGCCGACAUGCUCGGCCUUCAUCGCCCCUCGACUCUAUGCCCUGUCCAAGCACGCCCAGCCUUUCCGCGCCAAUCUCAUCGAGUGGUCAGCCAAGGACAACGAGUAUGAUCCUAGCAAAUACGACCCCACAGUUUCUUGCCCGGAGUGUGCUCUCAACAUCUGCACAAACUGCCGGAAGGAAGCCCAUGAGGAAGACUUGGAUCAGAACCGACGAUGCACCCGCAGCCGUGAUCCGGAGAUGGACCCCCUGACUCUAGAGAAGCUCAAGAAAACCGGCUGCAAGAACUGCCCCCGUUGCCACAGGGCUUCCCUCGUAGACUGUCCCGGUAGCGAGGAGUGUCUGGAGGAUCCUGCGACGAUUGGAGACGACGAGGACGGAGACGACGAUGAAGAUGACGACGAGGAGGACGAUGGAUACGACGACGAUGAUGGUGACGAAUAUGGCCCAGACGAACCCUAUCCAUUUAGCAAAGACGACGAAGGAAACAAAGGAAAUGAAGACGGCGAAGGAAACGGAGGUGCUAAUGAUGCGUCUGCUGACGACCAAUCUGGCCCUAAUCAAGGAGUCUCACGUCCGCAAGCGGAAAAUGGUACUCCUCAUCGUACGAACCACACCACGCCUGCCGAUCGCAUGAGCAUAGCCUUCCUUAACAACACCCCAUCUCCGCCCGUUGUUGGGGCCAUUGAAGCUCUAUUCUCUCUUGACCCGCUGCCUGCCUUCCUGCAGCCAUCUGCCAUCCCCGACGACGUCGAUCUCGACCUUUUCGAGAAUUCCUCAAUCCUAGACCUAGGAUUGGACCCGGACGAGCUGCAACCCUACCAAUGCCAACACAGGACAUGGUCGAAGAUCAGCCCCCAGGCCUCCUACUGGCACCAGAAGGAACCGAUCAUCUGCCAAUGGUGCAAGAAGGCGGUGGCCAAACCGCCAGACAACAAUAGCAGUUCGGCAGCAUCAUCGUCAUCCUCGAAGCAAACGCCGCCCGCCGACAUAGAUGCGGCCCAGGGGAUCGUCUGCACCAUGUGUUACCGAAUAGCCUGUAUGCAGUGCGGGAUCAAGCUCGGGGUUUUUAUCAACAAGUAG